Gadus chalcogrammus (walleye pollock) is the source of this 480-nucleotide messenger RNA. RefSeq names its product neuroglobin (gene ngb). Gene Ontology annotation, molecular function: heme binding; oxygen binding. The record is from RefSeq and is a predicted model, not a curated record. Bases 1 to 480 code for a protein of 159 amino acids. Lineage: Eukaryota; Metazoa; Chordata; Actinopteri; Gadiformes; Gadidae. The transcript is spliced from 4 exons.
AUGGAGCUGUUGACGGAGAAAGAAAAGGAGAUGAUACGGGAUAGCUGGGAGAGCCUGGGCAGGAACAAAGUUCCUCACGGAAUGGUGAUGUUCUCCAGGCUGUUUGAGCUGGAGCCGGCCCUACUUGGGCUCUUCCAAUACAACACAAGCUGCGGCUCCACACAGGACUGCCUGGCCAGCCCCGAGUUCCUGGACCAUGUCACCAAGGUGAUGCUGGUGGUGGACGCGGCAGUCAGCCACCUGGACGACCUGCUGUCCCUGGAGGACUUCCUGCUGAACCUGGGGAGGAAGCACCAGGCGGUGGGAGUGGACACCCAGUCUUUCGCCGUGGUGGGGGAGUCCCUGCUCUACAUGCUGCAGUGCGCCCUGGGUGAGACCUACACGGCCCCGCUGCGCCAGGCCUGGCUCAACAUGUACAGCGUGGUGGUGUCCGCCAUGAGCCGCGGCUGGGCCCAGAACGGCGAGCACAAGGCCGACUGA